AUGGUCGACAGAAUCGAUUCCUACUUCCCUGGCCGUAUCUUGGGCCAGCAACAAGACGAUGGCGGAUCCACUGUCUACGUGUCUACCGACGAUGGUUGGACUGACGACGACGAAGGCAACACUGGCAGCUUUGAUGCGCCUGCUCAAGCUUCUACGAUCCUAACUCAUUCUGGUUCUCCAAACCUCAUUGACUUUGACUCAUCCGAGAACGACGAUAUCCCUGAUGACAGCGAACUGACGGAGAAGCUCACUGAUGUCAUGGGUCAAGUAUCUGACUUACAGGGAACCAAAACUGCCUUCAGGGAAAUUGAGUCACUUACCCUUGACCUUCAUCCGCAGGCGGUGAGCGAAAGCAACCUAGAUCCUACAUCAGCUGCGUUCACGCCCAGUUGCUCCUGGCCCGCCCCUGGAGGUCAAGCAUCACCAUCGAGCUCCUCGCCUUCAUCCUAUGUCGAUGCUCGCCAAAGCCUCUGCUCGUCAGAUGACCUGAUAACGUCUCUUCAAGCCCGCAUCAAGCAGCUCGAGCAUGAUUACGACACACUGAAGCGCAAGAACGACCACCUUGACACCCUCAAUGAGGCUUUGAGGCACAGAACCGACAAGAGCAAUGCCACCAUAGAGAAGCUAAGUGGACAGCUGUCUAAGGCUGAGCUUCUCAGACGCCGAGCCCAGAAUUACUCUUCUGAAAUCAGCGAACAUAGCAAGCUGGAUCAGGAGUUCUUGAAUAAGUUGAAUGAAGAUCUCGACUACAACAAAACACAGUUAAGAGAGUUCAGGUCAAAGUAUGACAGGGUACUGCAAAGCCAAGAGCCUCUUCAGAGUCGGUUGCAGGAGCUUCAGACAGGUCUGCUCAAUGCCGUGGAGCGGAACAAGAUGUACGAAGCAUACAUCCGCGGCUUUGUUGCUAACCAUCCCCAGCACACUGCCGCCUUCAACGCUAUUGGAAUUUCUACUUACAGUGCAAUGCGAGGCAACAAUGUCACCGAAAAUGGCGAAGUAGAGCCUCUCAUAUCCUUCGACGAGAUGUCACUGUCCACGACUGCAGCUCCUGAGCCCAGGCAGAGCGAUCCCACGGAAAACGCAACUUGUUUUCUGGACGUUCGAUCAGAGCCGGGAUUACAAGUCGCAGUCUCCAAGUCUAAUCAUCUAGAGUGUGACCAACAUUAUUCGCACAAGGCUCUGCAGCAAGUUUUGCCCCAGGUAUCGGUGAGGCCAAGACUUCUCUGCGCCGAAACUUUUCAAUUGCGAGGUUCUCACAAUGCCAAAGAUGACGCUCUCAAUUGGAGUACUGACUGCGAUGACAUAUGGGAAUCUGCUCUUCAAAGAGAGCGAGCUCUACGUAAUUACCAAGGGUCUAUCGGGGCUCGCCAACCCUCGCAGACCCCGGGUAUGUUCCUCUACGGCAUUCGCUACGUGCGAAAUCAAAGCGACCAAACACUAACUGUCAAUGACGAAGUUCCAGAUAUAGCCUCUCGUGUUGUCAUCAUGACCGGUCUUCCGGACGAGGUUCACGUCCAGCGAGUCUUGGAGCAUAUCCGAGGUGGUCGAAUUUUCAACGCCCACACGGCUCCGAUGGGAACCGGCGAUUUCAGCUACAACCAUGCCUACAUUGAAUUUACCUCGACGAAAGAUGCUUCGGAGUUCUGCCGAUUUUCCUGUUCUCGCGACUUUGGAUUCAUCAACCAGGAUGGCACCCUGGCUAGAGUUCGCACCAGCCUUCCAGCCACAGAUUCGUACCCUCUGAACCAGAGUAUGCAGGCCUGGAUCGAUGAGGGCUCCACACGCUGUCUUGCUGUUGCUGGUUUUCCAGUCAUGCAUCUCGAGGCCAUUCUCAAGGACGUGGGCUUGGCGCACAACUUCACCGACGUCAUCACUCACUUGGCCUAUUCUGACGAUGGAAGUUUCGAGAUAUCGUUUUCUAGUCUCAAGACAGCCAUCCUCGUUCGCAAAUGCAUCCUUGAAUCGAGCCUUUGGACCGGACCUGCUGACGGACGGGGUGUGACCUUCAGGCCUGAUCCAUGUGAUGCACCUUGGGAAGAUCUCCAAGAGCCUUUCCUGCCUAUUCACUCAACCGUUCACUUUCACAACCUGGCUUCCGAGAACGCGCGGCUCUUCAUGACCAUCGAGGAGCGUGACGCCGAAGAGGAUCACCUUCGAGAACGGAUGUUUGAAGGAUGUGACCCCAGUGACUCGGACACUGUGGGUCUCAAGGAUAUGAUCGACCGCAAGAGCAUUGUAUGGGAGAAGACGGCCGACUGGGACAACGCCGUCAAGUAUAUGGCAUACGACCCUGAUCAACAGAAGGAGGUACUUCACCGCAGAGACCGCGAAUCUGGGGCCAUCCAAGUGUGGUAUCAUGGAGGAUGGGCUAUGGGCCAACUUGAAUCAUGGAAGGCAUGGGAGCACUAUAACAUCGACAGCCCCCAUCCAUACACCCAGAAAAAUGCGGACCUCCUGUACGAAGUGACGGGUUGGGUCGAUCGUCGCAAGGUGAAUCUUUACUUGAAAAUCAAGGCGGAGAGAGUGGGACGUGAGGAGAAGGGUACUGACAAGAAUGCCGACAGGUUAUCGUCGACGAUGGCGGACUACAAGGAGACGCUGAGCAGUCGCUGA
This is a messenger RNA of Colletotrichum spaethianum, 2613 nucleotides long. RefSeq lists its product as uncharacterized. The coding region runs from base 1 to 2613 and encodes 870 amino acids. The transcript is spliced from 2 exons. Lineage: Eukaryota; Fungi; Ascomycota; Sordariomycetes; Glomerellales; Glomerellaceae. The record is from RefSeq and is a predicted model, not a curated record.